AUGGCGGAAAAAAGAGUCAUUCAGUGGCGUAAAGAAGGAGAGCCGAAACGUCAUACUUUUCAGAAAAGGAAAAGAAAACGAACUGGAAUGCAACAGAACGCUAAUCGUUUACUACGUUCUAAAUACAUCGACUACAAGCUCAAUUGAAGCUGAGAAUUAUAGUGAUGCAGAAACUGAUAAUUUUAAUAUAUUAAACUUGUUCACAGAACAGGUAAGAAAGUACAUUAUUUAGCUGUAACUAUCGUCACUAUAUUGAUGGUUAUGUCUCUUUCUAUCAACAAUUUUAAUUUUUUUUGUUGCUGUGUUGGUGUUGACUGUUGUGUACUCAGGUGAAUAUGAUGUUUGUGAUGUUACUCUGAGUGUAUAUCCACACCGGGCAAGCUUGGAAAAUAUGCCUGGCCACGGUGGGAAUGGAACCUACAACCUUUGAAAUACUAGCCCAAUGCUCUGCCAUCUGAACUACGCGGUCAGAUCGGUUCGAGUACAUGUGAUCACUUAUGUGCCGGAGCAGUGUAAACAGGCCAAUCCGGUAACGAAACGAAGCAACAUCUAGUCAAGCUUUUAAAUUAAUUAAACAAAGUUAUUCUUUACAAAGAAAACAUGUGUUACUUCUUGUUUUUAAUAAAUUUUGGUUUAUUUGCAAAAAGUAUUACAUGUUUCCAUGGCGACGGCGAGAAUGAGCUGCCAACAGAACGAAGCGGCAUGCAUAGUGUAAACACCCUUGUUUUUUACUUCAGAGUGAAAAUUACUCCAGUAUGAAAAGUAAUCCGGUAAAGUGUAUAAAACGAGGCCUAAAUUGCAUUUGUUUGAAAUAACAUACUAAACACUUCCAGACAGUAUGAAUAAAAAUGCUACCAUUUAAUUGAUAUAACAUAAUUUGACGGUUGACUUUUAAAUUUGAAAAACAAUACAUUUAAAUUAAUUAACUUUUUCAAAAAAGUCAAUCAACUGUAUCAACCAAUCAGAAUUUUGCAUUGUGUGGACACAAUAUUUUUGCAACCCAAUAUAAUUUCUUGCAAACCAAUAUUUUUGAAGUGACUUUUAAGCCUGCUUCACAUAUAUGCCUGCGACAUACCGGCGACGAUACCGGUGGUAGUCUAACGCCAGCCGAUUGGGUUAGCUGGCAGAUGGGUUAACUGGCCUAUCUGCCCAUGUGUCUAGUUAACACAUUGAGUCGCAUUGUAUUAUUUUGUCAAGGGGAGAGCGCCGUUAAUACUACAUGGCAAAAAAACGCUCAGGUUGAUGCAAUACUGAUGAAAACAGGAUUGAACAAUGUUUUGCUGCCCACAUUGUUCAUAGCUGUCAACAAUAUUGUUACACCCGAUUCAGGCUCAACAACAUUGUUCAAUAUUGUUGACAAGUGUGAACAACGUGGGCAGCAAAACAUUGUUCAGUCCUGUUGAGCAACAGGCUCGGCGUUUUUUGCCGUGUAGUAGUUCAAUUCACACUGGACAAGAUUUUGUCUAAAAAAAUGAAAACUGAUGAAUCUUCACAACUUGUUAAAUUAACCUGAAAAACCUAAUAUUACCUUAUAUUAUAUAUAAAGACAUUGUCAUGGUUAAAUCUUAUUUCUUAUUUAAAUAUAGGUAUAAUUAUUGUCAAUAAUUAUGUAUAAAUUAACCAAUUUUUUUAUUGAUCUGUGUUUUAAGGAAAUGAAUGAAAUUGACUCACAUCAUGGAACAGAGGGUAUUGUGGCUGGAUCAUCAACUGUUGAUGAAGUUGAUUCUUAUUGUGUGGAACUGGUUGGACAUAAUGGCAUAACAACAUUAAACAUUAUUUGUUUUCUUCUUCAUGAUUAUUCUUUGAACGAAAAUAUAUUACUGGUAAUCUACAACACAUUAUUACUAUAUUUUUAUUGCCAAUCUCUAGUACUUGUAUCCUCAGAAAAUAUUUAAUAUAAAAAAAGUUUUUGAUAGUAACUAAUACUUUGUGUCAUAUACGCCAUUAAGUUGUAAUGCUUCCAGAUGCGCCUGAUUAUAUUACUUUACUUUGUCUAACUCCAGGCGAUUUUACUUGUCAUGGGCUAAGUCUUGCACAUUAAUUAAUGUAUUAACUGUCUGUAUUCUGUACUGUAAUAUUUUUAAGUUGUAUUUAUAUAAUACUUUUUGUGUGUUGGUGUUAUGUACUCAGGUGAAUAUGAUGUCUGUGGUGUUACUGUGACUGUGCAUCCACAUCGGGCAAGCUGAAAAGUUAGCCUGAUCAUGGUGGGAAUCGAACAUGCAAACCUAGAGCAUUGGACGAUUCACCACCAUGGUCAGGCAAAUUUGUCAGCUUGCCCGGUGUGGAUGCACACUUAGAGUAACACCAUAAACAUUGUAUUUAUAUGUUUUUGUGUAAUGACUUGUUACCAAAAUUUAUUCAAAACAAUCCUGCUACCUGUACUUUUUAUAGGCAAAAACAUUUGUGUUAAUAACAAGGCGACCACACAAAUUUCCUUGUGGAGAUAUUAAAUGGAGUUAUGCAUGCUCAUGUAGCAGAAGAAUUGCAGAGUUAUUGAAGUCUGGAGUGGCAUUCAUUGUUGAAAUGCCUUAUGAUGGUAUGUAAAUGUACAGUGUACACUAAAAUGUGCACUGUACCACAAAUGCAUCCUGAAUCUGACAUUCUAUUAACUGUACAUUUUUGUUGUGAUUGUUUGUUUAUUAGUGUAAAAAAAGAGUAUCAUUUAGUAUCAUUACAGGCAACUAACUGCUGUUCCCAGAUGACAAUGUCCAGACAAGAUGGGUUCAUACUUGAGUUAAUAUUUUGUUUCUUUCAAUUAGAGUUUGCAACCUUGUUAUCAUACAGUACAGUACUUAUAAUUGCAGUUGAUCGAAGUCUCUAGAUCGUCGGAAAUGGUAUUUUCAGACUUUAAUGUGGCCAUCAGCUGCAUGGUUGUAGAGCACAGAAAGGAAGUCGAUUCAGGCAGUGUAUAAUGGCAAUUAGCAAUUCUGUAACCUUACUUAUUAUUUUUUGGACACUGUCCAAAAAAUAUAUCUCAUGGAAACAAUAAUUUUGCGUAAUGUUUGCACAGGACGAUCGGGACCGACAAAUGGUUAAUUUGGGACAGACUUUUUUACUAUUUCUCAAAAUUAUGGGGGUGUCACACUCCACCCGCCCCCCCCCCCCAUAAUGUGCGGCCUUGUUUGUGCUACACAUUUCUAGUGUGCAUGGGCAUGAGUAUUCCUCUACGAGAUUUUGUGUCUCGGAAGUGAAACAGUUUUGGACAGCUUUUUGAACAAAAUUAUAUAGAAAACCGGGUUUUUAAUGGAACAUUUGCAUUAAAAAAAUCAAAUUGUGAAAAAAAUCAUUGUGGAGGAAGAUUGAGUUUCAAAAGUCAAUUGAAGAUUGAGUAUUUACUACCGUAUACCAGUAGUAGAAAAGUGCUUGAAAAUAUCCCUGCCAUUUAACACCUCUUCCAUCUUCCGAAAAUGACGUCAGGUCAGUUUGCUGGAUGGAAAAUAGUGCUAACCGCUUUAUAAACGCGAUGCCAUGUUUGUGCAGUGUUUCCACUAUGAUAAAAAUUCCUUCUUAUUCGCCUCGUGAUGAACCGCGAAAAAAAUUAAAGUGUCGAAGAAAAUAACUGCCUUGGUUGGAUGGUUGGUAAUGGUUUGUUACUUUGUACAAUUUUCAUUAUGCACUUGUUGUGAAAGAUUGCUGAACUCACUAGUUCGCUUCACUCACUCGUUCGUUUGCAAUCUUUCACGACUCGUGCAUAAAAAAUUAAAAAUCGUACACGGCUCACCAACCAUGCAGUAUCUCUAUGUAUUUUUUUAUUUUAACCAUUGCAUAUUUUGUAUCCUAUGUUUUUGGCAGUCCGGUACAAUGACCAAUACGUUUUGUUUCAUGACAGGCACAAAUUCAUUGGUGCUGGUCAUUUUGACAGGCAGGUCCCCAAAAAUUAUUUCCAGGCUUGGAUCGAAGUUAUGUGAACCUGUUUAGUGCUUUGCAGAAAAUAUUCAAAGAUACUGUAAGACAUCAUAUGCCUCAUAGACCAAUAUACACUUCAUAUACUGUAUACAGUAGGCUGUUGCAAUAUUGAGAAAAAAAAUAUUGAUACAGUUUAUGUAUCUUCCUGGCCUUGUCAUAACAUUCAGGCUUGAAUGCUUGAUUACAGAAACACUCAUUGCAUGUUUUGCCCCAUGUUAUAUACAAAAUCUUUGUACCUGACCAACAUACAUGUAUGUUGUAACAUGUACUGUAUGUGUUUAGUAAGCUGAAUUCAUUGUCAAAUAUUUUUAUUUGUAUUUUAGAUUUUGUUGAUAAAUAUGAAACAUGUAUUCAUGUCCAAGCAUUAAAGAAGAUAAUGUGUGGGUUCGACAGCCAAAAUGACAUAGAUGCUACUCAGUUUACUGUUAGUGAUAUUGUUCAACACAGUAAUGAUCAGGUAAAGAAAGUGUUGCAUGUUAACUUAAUUUCAGGAAGCUCUCUCACGAAGUGAUUUUCAGAAAGGUCCUGAACUAAAUAAACUAUUUUACAAGGAAGACAUGCAUAUACCACAUAACUAUGAAAAAUAUUAAAAAAUUAUAUGAGGAAAAGUUCAAAGAUUGCUAAAAAAAGUUUCUCUUAAAUGUAUAAAUACUAGUAGAUAGUUUUAUCUUUCUGUUCAAGUUGUUGCAGUCUGUUAUGGCCUGAUAAGCGAGUAUUUGCUUUCCCCCAUUUCCUUGACACUUUAGGUGGCCUUAAAUUGUCCUUAUAUCGCGUAUCGUAGUUGUGUAUUUCUCUGUUCGCUAGAAGUUCAAAUCCAUGUGAGGUGUGAUUAUUUAGAUACUUAAAAACAAAUAAACAUCUAUGAUACAAUCUGCGUUGAAAUUAAUGUGAGAGCUUGGCCACAAACAGUUUUAGUAAGAAAUUACUAUUUACCGUAUUAAUUCUUGAGAUGUACAGUAAGCUUGUGAUUUUCACAAUUUAGUAGAAUAGAUGAAAUAUACUGUGUAAUAUUUUAGAUGAUGCUACUCCAGGCCUUGGGCUUGGAAUUAGUGGGAAAACCAGAUCUUCGAAGUUUGGGCAUUAAAUUACAUGGAAUGAAAGCAUUAGGACGGUCAGCCCAUUUAUGUUUUGGCUGGGAUAACAAAUUUCCUGACUCUUCUUCACACGUUUAUGAAAUUAUGAAAAGAUUACUGUAUCAAUAUUAUAUCAUUAUAAGUACAACAAAACAUCCAUCAUAUUUAUUUACUGUUUAAAUAUUGGUGAGUUGUUUUAUUGGUGUAAAUCUCACGAAAAACAAAGCAAUAUAGUGACGGCAAUUGGACAAUAUGUUUUAUAAUAUAUUAUAUUCCCUCACCGAAGAUUACUGCAGUCCAAUUUAUACUUUACACAUGCCACAAUUAACAUUGGCAAGAUAAUUCAUAGGUAUCUACUGUAUAUUAUGAGCAAGACAAUGUUAAGUUUGUAUAUUACCUGUAGUUCGUACCUCCUUACCAAAAUAUUUGCCAGAAAAAUACCGAAAAACGAAAACGUUUCAUCAGUCCCAGUCCUCUAUACAGUACUCUAUAUAUAUGCCUUGUUGAUUCGGUGAAAUACAGUUGAAGUUUCCCUUUCCGCUUUUCCGGUUUUUAACCUUUUAUCAUUUUGUACAUUUUAUUGUAUUGAUAUAUACAGUAUAUAUUACGGUAUCCGGCGGGGUAGUAAAAUUGACCUUCAGGUGCACCCCUACACGUACUGUAUACAUAUUUUAAGCUCCUGCAUGGAAACUGAUAUAUAUGGAAUUAUGUUUUUCAAUUUUUAGGAACUAUCAACAGUACAUUCUGUAGCUGGAUCUCCUUAUCUUUUAUGUGUCCUCCUUGAGGCCAGUUUUGGAGUUGUUAGUUGGGAGCGUGAUGAGUUGAAAUGCAGUGUGUGUUCUGGAUUAUUGUCUGGUUCAUGUGAUCACGUGAAGGAGGUGAAUAAAAUUUUAGAAGAUGACGGCGAAACUCCUGAUUUUGUUCUAUCGUUUAUGGAGUACAGAUAUGAUCGUGUGGGCGUUGGUGCAAAAGCUUCAUGGUUUUUGCAUGCCAAGUCCUAUAUGCCAAUACCAUUUAUUUUACCUGAGCGACUUAAACAGAUAAUGUUUGAAACCUCUGAAUGCCAGAUUGAAAUGAACCAGGAAGGUGCACGUUUAACACAGAGUAUACCUGAAGCCAGCACUAAACUUCCUGUCUGUCCAUCCUGUGGUUCACCGUGGCGACCAGAAUCACCAACCUUGCAUGACUGGUUAUCUGAAACUUGCAACAUUAUCCUAAGAAG
Molecule: messenger RNA, 6201 nt
Organism: Paramuricea clavata
Lineage: Eukaryota; Metazoa; Cnidaria; Anthozoa; Malacalcyonacea; Plexauridae
Source: the annotation of a GenBank genome assembly